Molecule: messenger RNA, 2195 nt
Organism: Selaginella moellendorffii
Lineage: Eukaryota; Viridiplantae; Streptophyta; Lycopodiopsida; Selaginellales; Selaginellaceae
Product: ubiquitin carboxyl-terminal hydrolase 25
Exons: 8
Coding region: 340-2052 (570 amino acids)
Biological process (GO): protein deubiquitination
Cellular component (GO): cytosol; nucleus
Molecular function (GO): cysteine-type endopeptidase activity; cysteine-type deubiquitinase activity
Source: RefSeq, a predicted model, not a curated record
GUGGUCCGGCAGCGGGAGAGAGCACAGCUCGGCGACGCGAGGCGCCACGCCCGCUAGGUCCUCCAGGUGAAUGUCCAGUGACUAGAAUCGCAGCGUAGAAUCGCGUAAUGUAGGUUAAGAGGGAGGGAGAGAGAGCGAGCAAGCGAAGAGACGAAGACGACCCUAGUCUCGAAUCAGACAGUAGCGGCUUUAUUUUUUCCGGAGCUUACGGUCUAGAAAUCAAGACUGCAACGGGAGGAGGUGGAGGGAAUUUUUGUUCUGGGUUUUUUUGGUUCUUCCUGUUCGGAGAAAUGGAAACGGCAUAGGAAAAGUUUUAUUUUUUGGUCUUGGAGAGUUUAGAUGGCUGUCAUUCCGUCACUGGACAUCAGCUGGCAGGGAAAUCACAAGCGCAAGUGCAAGCCGCUCGGGUUUAAGAAUCUCGGCAACACUUGCUACUUGAACAGCGUACUUCAGUGCCUGACUUACACUCCGCCGCUCGCGAACUAUUGCCUCCGGGGCCAACAUUCCAAGCAAUGUGAUGGAGCCAACUCUGCCUGCCCGUUUUGCAUGUUGGAGAACAGGAUUUCUCGGUCGUUCGAUAUUGAGGUGCCGGUCGAUGCCCCGCAACGGAUAUACAAAUACCUCCAGACGUUUGCGAAACAUUUUCGGGCUGGACGGCAGGAAGACGCUCACGAGCUUUUGAGAUACGCCAUAGAUGCAUGCGACAGCGCCUGUGCGCGGCUCCAGAAACGCGGUUCGAAGAGCUCCGACCAGACCGUGAUGAAGGAGAUUUUUGGAGGAUUUUUGCAGAGCCAAAUCUGGUGUUUGUCGUGCAACGCAGUGUCUAGCAAGCUGGACAGCGUCAUGGACCUCAGCCUGGACAUCGUACGAACUAAGACCUUGAAGGAAGCCAUCUGCAAUUUCUUCCAGCCGGAGGUUUUGGACGGCAACAAUAAAUAUCAGUGUGAGAAGUGUAAAAAGCUUUCAGUCGCAAGGAAGCAGCUGUCGAUAUAUCAGUCUCCUAAUGUUCUCGUCAUCCAGUUGAAGAGGUUUGAGAAUUUUCUGGGCGGCAAAAUUGAUACCCACGUAGAGUUUGAAGAAGAGCUGAAGCUUCGAAGCCACAUGUCAAAAAAUAGUCCGGAUGUGCAUCCCGAUUAUUCUCUGUAUGCUGUAGUAGUCCAUUCUGGAUUCUCGCAAUAUGGUGGGCAUUAUUAUGCUUAUGUCAAGGACCCUCGAGGACAAUGGUAUUGCUGUAACGAUUCUUUCGUUUCAGCCGCCUCCAGCGCGACUGUAUUGUCGGAGAGAGUCUAUAUACUUUUCUACGUCCGGGAUUCUUCCAAAAUUAUGAAAGACGGUCUUUCUUCCGCCUCCUCUACGCCUUCACCACCUCCAACGCCUGAUCCCGUCGUGCUCAGCCCCAAUGCUUCUUGCUCAUCGGCGAAGAAUGGCCAGCCGAAAGUUACAUUUUCAUUUGCGAAGCGAGAGAAGUCUACUGCCCUCAAGCCGAUAUCCGUAGCAGAGGAAGUAUUGAAGCUGAUUGACCCCAAAACUCCUGUAGACAAGCCGGAGAGCAAGCCGCCUGCGGCGAUAUCGUCGGCCACAAUGUCAGCUUCAAAGUCAACUCCUCUCGAAAACUCUGUAAAGUCGGCACAAGCUAAGGACACCAAGUCAUCCGAAAACGGUGUUAGCGAGGAGAUCCAACCGGCAGUCCCUCCAUCACCGCCAAGGGAAAAUGAUGCAGCACGUGCAAGCGAGUCGGCAGGUUCCAAAGUUUCCGUGCCACAGAAAAGACAAAGGGACAUUGAAGCUCGUUUGCACGAUUUUAAGGCCUCCGCAGAUUUCGAAGCGCUAAAACUAAGGCUGGAGAAUGAAGGCCGGGAAAUUUUGAAACAGUCGGGCUGGUGUGAUGAGGUUAGACGGUCCACAAAGCGAUGCCGCAGAGAUGACCCCGAGGCAAGGGACAAAAUGCGUGAAGAGCUGCGCCGUCAACUCCCUGAGUCGGUGAAGGAGCAUCUCGUGAGCCUUCUACAAAGUUUUUACAUGACUAAGAAUUUCAUAGGUGGGAGUUUUUGAGAGUCUUGGUGCUAUCCUACCGAGCUAUUAAGUUUUGUAGGGGAUAUAGAUAGAGAUCAGGACUGGAAAUGUGAGCCGAGUUAUGGAACGGUAUCUUCUUUCGAAGCUCUUUCUCUUACUUACAUCCUCUCUGGGGUCUUGAA